CGUCGGGGUGGGACAGUGGAGGGACGGUCUGCUCAUGGCACUCAGCUUGCAGCUGGAGGAGAGCUGCAUCGAGGGGAAACAAAUGCGCAGCAGGGAAAGAGAUUGAAACGCAGGUACAAAUUGGUCGACUAGAGUUGGAUGCAUGAGUCCCAAAUGAAAUAGUUUGAACUUGUAGAUUAGAUUACUGUUAUCAGGAGGGCAUAGAUCUGCAGUAGAGGGAAAGCAAGGCAAGAUGCGCUGCGUCCGUGGCGCCACUGGUGCGCUAUCUGAGGACAGAGUGAGCGAUGGCGACGCACUGACACCCCGCUUUUAGAUGGCUCCAACAUUUGGGGUGCAAAACAGGUGUCAGGGAAGUGUCGUCACGAACCCCGGAAGCCGGAGGAGGUGGGAACAUCAGAGGGAAAGAUGGCAGCGAAAUCCGAUGGUCGCGGGGUCGUCACCGGUUUCGCCCAGCUGCACAACCUGGACGAGGUGGUGGGGACGGGGGAGGACGACAAUCGGAACAGCAGCUCAUUCCACAUCUGCCACUGCUGCAACACCUCGUCGUGCUACUGGGGCUGCCGGAGUGCCUGCCUGCAUUACCUCCGGGGGAAGGGGAAAGGGGGAGAUGCGGCGCGGCCACCGCAGGAGGAGCGCCUCUGGCUGGACUGCCUGUGGAUCAUCCUGGCACUGCUUGUCUUUUUCUGGGACGUGGGGACCGACUUGUGGCUGGCCGUCGACUAUUAUCACAAGCAGGACUUCCUGUGGUCAGGCCUGACCCUGUUCUUCGUGCUGGUGCCCUCGGUUCUGGUCCAGAUCCUGAGCUUCAGGUGGUUUGUGCAGGAUUACACUGGGGGCGGACUGGGCUCGGUGGAGGGGCUGAGUAGUCGUAGAACAGCCAGUCUGCAAAGAGACAGGUGCUGCCGCCUCUCUGUCUGGGUCUGGCAGACCGUCAUACACAUCUUUCAGUUGGGACAAGUGUGGAGGUACAUCCGCACCAUGUACCUCGGUAUACAAAGUCACCGGCAGAAGGAGAACCAGCGGCGUUUUUACUGGGCUAUGAUGUACGAGUAUGCCGAUGUCAACAUGCUGCGACUUCUAGAGACCUUCUUAGAAAGUGCCCCUCAGCUGGUGCUGCAGCUCUGCAUCAUGAUCCAGAGCAACAAGGCUGAGUGGCUGCAGUGUGUUUCUGCCAUUUCCUCCCUUCUGUCCCUGGCCUGGGUGCUAGCCUCUUACCACAAACUCCUGCGUGAUUCACGUGACGACAAGAAGAGCAUGAGUUACAGAGGCGCCCUGGUGCAUCUGUUCUGGCGCCUCUUUACCAUCUCCUCACGGGUGCUCUCCCUCGCUCUAUUUGCCUCAGUUUUCCACAUCUACUUUGGCAUUUUUGUGGUGCUCCAUUGGUGUGCCAUGGCUUUCUGGGUCAUCCAUGGCGGCACAGACUUCUGCAUGUCCAAGUGGGAGGAGGUACUGUUCAACAUGGUGGUGGGCGUGGUCUAUGUCUUCUGUUGGUUCAAUGUACGUGCGGGCCGGACACGGUACAGAAUGGUGGCCUAUUACACACUAGUACUGUUAGAGAAUGCCAUCCUUAGUCUCCUUUGGUAUGCGUACCGUGACCCAGUCACCACUGACGCCUAUGCCUCUUUUGCCCUCUGUGGUGUCUUCCUGUGCUUUGCUUCAGGUGUGGCCUGUAUGGUUCUCUAUUACGGGGUUCUUCACCCUAUGGGUCCCCGGUUGAGGGUGCUGGCCAGCUCCUGCUGUGCUGAGCUUCUGUGGGGCCUUCCAUUACCCCCCGAAGCCGAGCCCAUGGCUCCCACACCGGGGCACCGUGGCUCUCAGGCCACCCCCACACGGGGUAUGGCAGGGGAACACGAGGAUUCAGACGAAACACCCACGGACACCUGCCUUCCGGUUUUCCAGGUGAGGUCCACAGAGCCCGUGGAUGCAGCUGGCAGGCCCAUCCAGCCUGAGGGUCCGCUCAUCAAGAUAGACAUGCCCAGAAAACGCUACCCAGCCUGGGAUGCACACUUUGUGGAUCGGCGCCUGCGCAGGACCAUAAAUGUGCUGCAGUACAUUAGCCCUAAUGCGGUGGGCAUCAGGUAUAGGGACGGUCCGCUUCUUUAUGAACUCCUGCAGUAUGAAUCCUCCCUCUGAAGGCUUCUUCUCCCACAGCUCUGUCGCCUCCUCUUACACAGUAUGAUGCACAUGCGUUCCUUUCUUUCACUCUGCUCUUCCUCCUCUCCAGAUAUUAUCUCUUUCCAUUUGACACUCGGCUCUCUCCUUCUCUCCCUUCUAAUCAUUAAAUUUUCCUGCAGGAGAUGUGUGUUUGUCAACCCGAAAAUCUGUCAAGACAGUCUAAACACACAGUCAUGAUUUAUUUUUGGAAAAAAACAUCCCGUACAGAGAGAAAAUAAUGAACCUACGGUAUCUCAUGCGAUAUAAACAGAAGUAUCAUAUGAAUCCCUCUACAUUGAUAGAGGAGGGUUCUGUAUGAGUGUGUAGAUAACAUAUGAAUGUUCCAUUAUGAAAUGUGUUUAAUGCAUUAUACUGUAUUGGUGAUUCAAUCUGUGAAUACUUGUGAAGGGCAUAUUGUAUGUCCCUGUGACAUGGGACUGGCGCAAAGCCUGAUGGGAAUGAUGGAGGAGAGUCUCAGAGGGGACAGGUCUUUGCACAUCCCAACAUUUACUGCCAUUCUUAAUGUUAAUUAUUGAAAUGUAUGAUAAUGUUUACCAAGUCCUUAGCCUGCAAGCACUGACAAUUCGUAUCAUGACCCUGUAAAUUACAGAAGGGACACAAUCAAAGAUGUUUCGAAGAGAAGCACUUCAAAAUGGAUUUUCCCCUCUGUGAGCUUAUGUGGCUCAAGUGUAUCCUGGCUGUUCUAUUUUUGUUCAAAAUUCUACAUCGUAAUCGCAUCAUGUAUGGAGGAAAAAAGAAGCACAUUGACCUUCAAUCAGUUCCACCCACACAUUCAAUUUUUACAGCUCAGACUGCCCUCCGGUGGAGGCAAGCUGUAACAGCCUUACUUAGUCAUCUUUGCCUGAACAGCACAAAGUUUUAAGAUUUACCACCUGAGAUGAGAAAAAAAAAAAAAACACAAUGAAAGGAAUGUAGAAUGUAGUUGGAAUGAGCACAACAUUUUCUAAAUUGGUGGGUAGAAAAUAAUAAUAAAAAACAUUCCAAAGACUUUUUUUUUUUUUUUUGAAAGAUUGUAAGUCUAGUAAGGGGUAGAAGGGUACAAAUGUGUUUUAACACACAUUUUGGUUUGAAGUGCAAAGACAGCCUUCAAGGAAUCCUCCACCAUUCCCUUCUGAAUCCUAGAAAGUAAUCCCUUAUACAACCUCCCUAUUUUGAUUUGUUAUCAACAAAUGUUUUAGGUUGAUUAAUAUAUCCUUAUUGGGUGCAAAGGCGUGUAAUAAGUUCUUGAAAAAAAAAUAUGACAAGUCUGAGAAGAUAUUUCUAUGCUAUUAUACUUCAGUACGUAUUUGUGUCCACAUUUAUAGUCAUUGACAUAACUAUAUUUUGCCAGAACACACACUUUUUUUACAUAACAAAAAAAAAUGUUGUGCAGUGUUAAAAGGUAUACUCCUCACAGAGCAACUGUUCUGGCACCUGCUAGCGCAGUUCAAACAAAAGCCAAAUCGCAUCUUACAGUACUGUCUUUCCAAUCUAUCUGCCCCCCUUGAACCAGUAGAAUGAGUCCCUGCAAAACGUGUGCCAUCCAUCGGCCUGCCGUGCGGCAGUUAUACACUGAUACAUCUCUCAUGCUGAACCUGCGUGAGCUCUCCGCUACAGAUACCCACGGGACGACCGUUGUAUUCAAGACAAAAAUGAAAUAAAAUCUAAAGAAAACACGCCUUCUAAGUCAAAGGAACUUGACGAUAAUUACCAGAGGGCUACUGAACAAGUCAUGAGAAGAAAAUAAUGAAUGCAUUUCAUACUCAAAUUGUAUCUAUUUACUCAAUGAUCCAUCCGUAUAUAUAAUGUGUGGUUUUUUUAACACACACUUGGGCAUGACUUUGGUAUAAGGCAUUAGUCAAAAAAAAUGCACCCAACAAGGGAUGCCCAAGAGCCCUACAUGAAACAGAGAUUCCUUUCUCCUGGCUCACUGGCUGUCUGCUUAGCUGUGGCCACAUGUGCCUGCUAACAUCGUACUGUAAGAAGCGGAUGCCAUGUAAGUCCAGGUCAAAGGUGAGAGGGGUUUUUUGCCAGGGUUGGAAAAGAACAUCAGGGCAGAUCGUGAUAAAGGGCCUGACUGGUGUAUGAUUCCUUGUAUGCUUGUGUGAAAAAGAUCGGUGUUUACCUCUCUCUCUAGCGCGUGCUGUGAUAACUACGGUAUGUAUUAGGGGAUCUGAGUGUGCCUGCAUGGUGUACGCAUGCUUGUCUUGUGUGUCUCCUCAGCCCUUUACCACAGUUCUGUUCUCUUGCCGAUUGUUCGGCUCCAUCCCUGGUUGCUGCUCCGCCCUCUUCCCCAUCUCUUCGGUGCUGGGCCUUGGCGCACUCCUGUGAAACACUCUCACACUCUCUGGUAACUGAACAACGGGGGUCGAGGGUGAACAACUGGAGAUCCUGACAUGAGAACAUGCAAUGAGGUACACUGCCAUAACCGAGAGCUUCAACAUCCAGGGUCUGCCACCCUUCAGCUUAAAAGUGAUGUUCAGCCCUGAGUAAUUGAGUAACUGUUUGGUCAGCUGAAGUGGAGCAAACAUCCAACACACCAUAUGUAUAGAUAUACAUGAGUAUGCAAACAACCAACUUGUUCAUUGUUUACCAUAGUAGCCAGAGUAGUACCUCUCUGUUGUAGUGAAUGAACAGCCAUGUUAGUAGUUAGUCAAUUAAUGAAUAGUAAGUAUUGUUAAACUAAAAAAAAGAAAACUAAGCAAAACAGCCAAUACAAGGGUUCCUCAGGACCAACAAACAAGACCACUGAACCAACUGACUCAGGGGUGUCUCAAUGCAGUUCUCAUCCGCAGGCAUGUCCUCAAGGGUCUCCAUUUUUUCCUUAACAUAUUGUAUCCUGGACCACUCUUCGGAUGGGAUUGUACCACAAAAUUAUGGUUUGCACAUUUUUUUGUUUUCUUAGAAUGAUUGAUCAAUGAUUGCUCAUUCUUAUUAU
Molecule: messenger RNA, 5092 nt
Organism: Anarrhichthys ocellatus (wolf-eel)
Lineage: Eukaryota; Metazoa; Chordata; Actinopteri; Perciformes; Anarhichadidae
Gene: xkr6b
Product: XK, Kell blood group complex subunit-related family, member 6b
Exons: 3
Coding region: 406-2133 (575 amino acids)
Biological process (GO): phosphatidylserine exposure on apoptotic cell surface; apoptotic process involved in development; engulfment of apoptotic cell
Cellular component (GO): plasma membrane
Source: RefSeq, a predicted model, not a curated record